GAUUGUUCCGAAGAAGUUUUGGGUGGCGAAAACAGUGCAGUGAUGAACGGCGAAGAAAAGGUGUCGAUCCAGACUAUUGGCGGCAUUAUACUCAAAGUCGUCAAAGUGCUGGUGAACAUAGUCAUCUUGAUAAUCUAUCGAACUGGUUACGGCGGCGAGUUUCUGGGCGUCGGCGGGACAUGGAAUCUAAACGAGGAAAAGAGUCCGGAUGUCGAAAUAAUAGCGUCCGGCAUUUUCGUGGGUUUUUUCAUCUACACGUCCGUGGUGCUUAUCAGUUACUGCUUCGGCACUUUGGAACAUAAAAAAACCAUUGUGGAAAUCAUAAUGAACUUCAUCGGCAUGUUUAUGUUCAUCGUAAUUGGAGGAAUUGCCCUUCACUACUGGCACGGGUACAUGUCGGAGCACAAGUACAUUCACAUAGCGACCGAGAAACAGGUUGGCAUAGCGCUCGGACUGCUGUGCAUUUUCGAAGGCUUGGGGUACCUUUUGGACCUCAUAUUCACCGUCAUGCAUUAUCUCGAAGAUGUAUACUAGUAAUUUUUUUUUUUUUACAUGUUAAAACUAAUAAAUAAUAAUUUUACAAACAAAAAUCACACAAACGCCAUAUUCACAAGAGUAAAAUGAUUUUACAAUAACAGAUUCACAAAGUCAAAAUUAUUUCGUUCGUCGAUGAUUCAUAGCAACAACGUGUUCACGUGCAGAUUAAAAAUUAAAUUUUUUUACAUUGCAUAUUUUUUUAAUUUACGCUUUGCGUUCACCGUAACGCCGCAAAUGACGAAUAUUGCGGAAACAUCUACUGCAACGUACUUAUAUGCCGAUUACAAUAUGUUAUUUAGUAUGAAUAAAAUAUUUUAUACGUAACACUCGUCUCGCUCGUCAUAUCAACCAUUUCUCAUCACGUUAAAAAGUAUUUCUUUUAGAUUAUUAUUAAAUUACAUCAUAUAAAAUAAUGUAACGUUUUGUAUAA
This is a messenger RNA of Copidosoma floridanum, 967 nucleotides long. RefSeq names its product smooth septate junction protein snakeskin (gene Ssk). Lineage: Eukaryota; Metazoa; Arthropoda; Insecta; Hymenoptera; Encyrtidae. Gene Ontology annotation, biological process: septate junction assembly. The record is from RefSeq and is a predicted model, not a curated record. Gene Ontology annotation, cellular component: plasma membrane.